This is a messenger RNA of Cajanus cajan (pigeon pea), 1459 nucleotides long. RefSeq names its product beta HLH protein 71 (gene BHLH071). Gene Ontology annotation, molecular function: protein dimerization activity; DNA-binding transcription factor activity. The record is from RefSeq and is a predicted model, not a curated record. Lineage: Eukaryota; Viridiplantae; Streptophyta; Magnoliopsida; Fabales; Fabaceae. Gene Ontology annotation, cellular component: nucleus. Gene Ontology annotation, biological process: positive regulation of DNA-templated transcription; guard cell differentiation; stomatal complex development.
CCCUACUCUUCAUUGGCAUAAGCUGUGCCAGUCUUUGACAGCAUCUAUGAAAUUGGGAAGGAAACCAAAGCAUGGAUGUGUGAGGAGCCUGUUUCCUUUUACUACACCUUUCUGAUUCCUGAAAAGCACAAGACCUUUUCUGCCCUUCUCACGUGCUGCGCAUCCUCUAAUCUAAAUUAACUCUUUUUCCAAUAUUAAACUUCCAUCCUCCUCUUCCUCUGUGACUCAAACUGCAUCAACCAAGUUAGUAAGAUUUGCUAUAAAUGCUUGUCAUGUCUAGUAGAAACUCGUGAAAACUCUGGUGCUGAUUUGGUUCUCUCAGAUAGAAGGGAAUUCACAUAAACUUAAGUUGAAGAGAAGGGAGCAUAAUGGCUUUGGAAACUCUUUCAUCCAACGAGUUUUCCAACUUCAUAUUGUAUGACACUAUCUCUGCAACUCCAUAUACCAAUCAUGAUUCUUCGGAGGCUAGUUUCUUGGAAAGUUUAGUGAACUAUCAGGAGCAUGACCCUGCAUAUGAUAACUAUGCAAUGAGGACCCGAAAGCGCCAAGCCAGCGAGCCAGAAAUCAUUGGCAAGAAGCAGAAUGUGGUGGGGGUGCAAAGUAGGAAGAAGAGGAGAAGGAAGCCAAGGGUUUGCAAGAACAAGGAAGAGGCUGAGACACAAAGAAUCACCCACAUUACAGUGGAAAGAAACCGCCGGAAGCAGAUGAAUGAGCAUCUUUCUGUCCUCCGUUCACUCAUGCCUGAGUCCUACGUCCAAAGGGGUGACCAGGCCUCUAUAGUGGGUGGUGCCAUAGAGUUUGUGAAGGAGCUGGAGCACCUCUUGCAAUCACUUGAAGCUAGAAAGCUGCAACUUUUACAGCAAGAAGUGGCACAAACCAAUGAAAAUACGGCGAUUUCCAAACUCAUGCAACCACCUUUUGCAGAAUUUUUUUUGUAUCCUCAGUACACAUGGUCCCAGACUCCUAACAAAUACACAUCAAAGACCAAAGCUGCCAUAGCUGAUAUCGAGGUCACUUUGAUCGAGACCCAUGCAAAUCUUCGAAUUCUCACAAGGAGAAGCCCUGGGCUACUAACAAAGUUGAUUGCUGGUUUUCAAACACUUCAUCUCACCAUCCUACAUCUCAAUGUCACCACCAUAGACCCUUUGGUCUUCUAUUCCAUCAGUGCUAAGGUUGAAGAAGGAUUCCAACUUGGUUCAGUAGAUGGUAUUGCAACGGCAGUUCAUCAUUUGCUUGCAAGAAUUGAAGAAGAAGCUUCCCUUUGUUGUUGAUCAUGUUCACCAGGGACACGAUAUUCUGGUGAAAUGACCAAAUCAACCCUCAAGAGAGUGAGAGAGAGAGAGAGGGAGGAAAAGAAUAUUUACUGAUGGCUUUAGUUUUUGUUUUUGUUAGUUCGGUGUCCAACUGAUGUGUUAAUGCUAAACUAUAGUUGCAAUAGAUGGUGUUUUGGUUGCUUAAA